AUGGAGUCCAACCCCGCUGGCUCCUUGCCGCGUCAUAACCACCUUCACCACCAACACCCCACUUUCAACCCCGUCCACCUCCACAACCAGCACCACCAGCACCCCUCCUUGCUUCAGUUCCCUCCUAACCAGUCGCCAUACCCUCUGCACCAACAGCAACAGCAGCAUCUCAGCCGAGGAUUACCGCAGCAGCAACAGCAACAGCAACACCAGCAACAACAUCAACACCAGUUGACUCUGGAUGGUUCGAACAGCGGAUAUCUCGGUUCCAGUGCCCUGAACCGUCCUGCCCCUACUCGUCAAAGCCAACUUCAGAGUCGCCAGAGCGUGCCCUUGUUCUCCACCGGUACUUCAUCAGGUCACCAAACUCCAACUCAAGAGACUCCCAACAUGACUCCAUCAUCCAACAACCAGCAACAUCGCUUCUCGAGAACACCCAGCCCCAACCGUUCGAUCGCUCACUCGCCCCCCUCGUACAACGGAAUAAGCACCAGCAACAGCGGCGGCUUUUCUACCGGAAGACUGUCGCCGGUUACAUUCUUCCCAGGAGCCCAACCGCUCUUUGGACAGGGUCAAGGUUUCCAGGACGCUGUCUCUGCUCGGAACCUGGGGAACUCGUCCCAGCACCCUUUGCAGCCGCCCUCGGCCUCGUUUACUCCUCUGUCGAUAGCGUCUCAUCCCAAUCACCGCCAGGACAGUAUGAGCCAUGGCGAGGGCCUCAGCAGAAGCAACAGCGGCAACCACUGGUCCCUUUCGAGUCAGUUCUCAUCCCAUCCCGACCAAACGCCGCUCAGUAUACCCCAAACCCUCUUCCUCGGACAGACGGACGCAGCGGCUUCGUUCUAUGGGUCGAAUGGAGAGCAGGAUAUUCCCCUAGGGCCGUUCAUCCCGUCCCCUCUACCGUCCUAUCCGGCUAGCCAACAGCAACAGCAACAAUACCAACAUCAAGCCUUUAAUCAGCAGCAGCAGCAGCAGCAGCAGCAGCAGCGCGUGGGACGCCCCCUAUCGACUCAGAUGAGCUUUGCAGGCACGCCCAUUGUUGCCCCUAUGCCGACACAACAGCGGGUCCUCCAACACAGCGUGCCACACACGCCUGCGUUCCAUCCUCAGAAGCAACCCCCGCCCUUGCCGCAUUUCCAGCAACCACCACAGGCGUAUCAACAGCCAUUUCCACAGCUGCAGUCACAGCCAGUUUCUCACGAGGACAAUGCCCACAAGGGCAGAAUUCCCAUGAACAGGUCUGACUCGGACGGAGCGCAAGCAAGCGUCCUCAAGAUCCCUCCUGGUUACUUCCCCAUCUUCAAUGGCAAUGAGUGGGUCAUGAUCUCGCACGCCGCAGCUACUGUUGCAGGCAUUCCGAUUCCCAACCCUCAGAACAGUCCUUCGCACGGGUCGGGAAGUAGCGCCAAUGGACAUCGUUCGUCGAUGCUGCCUCAGCACCGAUAUGACGACGGCGUCUUGUCAUACUCUGCCUCUCCUCCUCCUACUGAGAAUCAUAACCGCCAGGGCGCUGAGGCUGGUCGCAUGAUGAACGGCGGCUCCGACCUAUCUCGCACAGGAUCCGAAUCUCGUCGAGGCUCGAACCCCACUCAGGUCACCUCAAGCCGCGCCUCUAGUCCGGCAGAUUACAAGAGAGCUGCCAAGAGUCCUGCGUCGUACUCACCCCACCAGGAUGAAUCUUCGCACACUGUUCAGGAGAAUUUGGAUUUGCUUGAACUUCUUCAAAAGUAUGACUACCUCUCUGCCUGGAGUCGACAGGGGAAAUCAACAACACCCAGCGAAUUGGGAAGCCCCGUUGAUGGCACCACCACCCCCAAGAAACAGGAACCGUUCGAAAAGUCGCUGGCACUAAAGGAGAUUAUUGAGUGGAUUGAGGAGCACAAGGACUACUUGUUGCGGGAGCAGCAGGAUUUACUCGUUCCCGGUCAAAUCGACUUUGGAAACAUCAACCCCAAGGCGGAGGUGGCUCGCAAAACGAUUAGGAUCGAGAACCAUGGACCCAAGAUUGUUCAGCUUCAAGCGCUUAAGAUAAUCCCGAACGCCUUUGACCAGCUGAGAUGUAUCUCUCAAGAGGUCAUCUACGCGCAUCCCGCUAAUGGCAUUGAGCCGAUGUUUGGCAAUAUCGACAUUGAGCUGUCCACGGGGGCCAACCUUGGAUUCUUCUCGAGCUGGCUGCUGAUUCUCAUUAACGAGUCGUCGCUGAUUGGCCGCAAGAUAACAUGGAACGUCACCAACAACACACAGCUGGAUCGUGAUAUCGACCCUUAUGCAAAGGCGUUUGCUCCGCAGUGGCUGCGCAAUCUCAACUUGGCGAAGCCUCGCAUGGUAAUCACUGGAGAGCCGGUGGAAACAAUCGACUUUCAGGACUACCUCAAGUCGGUCGAGCACCCUUGCUACAAGAAGCACAACGGGAAGUUUUCCUUGGAGCCGCAGCAAGUCGAGUCGCAGGAGGUCAUCCUCCCAGGACAGAUCAGUAUUGACCUCUCAGCCGACAGCUAUGCGUCUCGCCUACUGCCUCUUCUUCAGGUCGAGAAGCAUCAUUCUGAGGAGGACGUGUCGUCCUACAACUUGUUUAUGGUCGAGAUCAAGCUCUACGAUGCUGCCGCCAACUAUUUCCAGAUCCAAGUUGGUGGACUCGCUGAGAGAUGUCCUCUCCUCGUUCGCGGUGAUACUAUCAUCGUACGCCAGGUGACCGGCGGAGUGUUUGCAGGAAUCGAAUACCGGACGUUUGUUCACGGGACCAACAUGCGGAGCAACAGCAUCUACGUUCACCUUCCAAUUGGAGCCUCGCCGUCGCUUGCCCAUGAGCGCUGGAACGUCCAGUUCCAGGUCAACAACCAUCGCAUCCGAGAGAUGUAUCGAGCUGUCAGUGGAGUUCAGGAGUACAUUGGCUACCACCCUCGAGAUCCGGUUCAAGACUCAAAUGGAGACGGUGAAGGAGACAGGAACUACUCGCCACGGUCAUUCUUAUUCCCGACGAUUCAUGAUGCUCAGCCAGUGAAGGAACUUCCCCACUUGACGCUGGAAUUUGUGGACCCGUCCUUGAACUGGGAGCAAAAGGCCACUGUCCAGAGCAUUGUCAGGAAUGACUAUGGCCUGGUCCCUUUUAUCAUUUCAGGGCCUCCUGGCACUGGAAAGACCAAGACGUUGACUGAGAUCGCUCUCCAGAUUCUCAUGAACGACACGCAGUCCCACAUCUUGAUCACUGCGCCCUCCCACUCUGCAUGCGAUACAAUCAUGAAUCGACUUAUACCCUACCUGAAGCCGCAGUACUUGUUCCGACUCAAUGACCCCACCCGAACCUUUGCCGAGGUCCCCACAGCCAUCAUGCCCUACUGCUUUGGCUCGGUUUACUUCAACAUGCCGCCGCUUGAUGACCUCCUGCGUUUUCGUAUAGUUGUCUGUACUUGCGCCGACGCAGGUAUGUUGAUCUCGGCCGGUGCAAGCAACCAGAGUCUGCGCGAGUAUCUCGCCCACAAGGGUUUGACGAACGACGGGGACCAGAGUCGAUCCCAUUGGACGCACCUGCUGAUCGACGAAGCCGCUCAGGCUAUCGAGCCAGAGACCGACAUCCCCUUGCUCUGCAUUUUGGAGGAGACAGAGGCCGCGCCUCUGGUCGUUCUCUGCGGUGACCAUCAACAGCUUGGACCCAAGACGUUCUUGCCAGAGCUACAGUUGUCUUUCUUGGAGCGCCUGAUCACAACCGAGCCUCUUUACCGCGACCAUCCUUUGAACAGGCAGUUCUCUCGUCGCAAGGCACCCUUUACCGCCGGGGACAGGAGAUCCAAGGAUAUGGAGCUCCUGGGUAAAACAAUCCCUUGCUUUGCCAACCUGGUCCAGAACUAUCGCUGCCACCCCAAGAUGUUGAUGAUGCCCUCGGCCAUGUUUUACAACGACACCUUGGUUGCUUCGGCGGAUGACGCUACGAUCAUGUCUAUGUUGGGCUCACCUAUCUUGCCCAACCCGGAAUGCCCCAUUGCCUUUGUUGGCGUGAAUGGUCUGGACGCCUCUCAGGUGAAUGAAGCAGUCUCGUGGUACAAUGAAGCCGAGGCCGAAAAGGUUGCUUCGACCAUCGAGAGACUUCUUACACGCUCGAAAGAUGAGGGCGACACAUUCAAGGUCAAGACGUCCGAUAUCGGAGUGAUUGCACCUUUCAGAGAGCAGGUCAAGCUCUUGCGACAAAUGCUUCGAUCUCGGGGCUACGCCAGAGUCAACGUUGGAACAGUAGAGGACUAUCAAGGACAGGAGUACAGGAUCAUGCUUAUUUCGACUACCCGAAGUCGUGCUAAGUAUCUUGACCAGGAUGUUCGCCAAGGUCUUGGAUUGGUUCACUUCAGGAAGAGAUUCAAUGUUGCCCUCACUCGCGCUCAGGCCAUGAUGGUGAUCGUUGGAAAUCCGGAGCUUCUGGUGCUCGACGACCAUUGGGCGGAUUACCUUCACUUCUGCCUUCGCAAUGGCGCGUACACUGGCUGUCCAUUGCCGGAUUCGAUUCUGAACACCCAUGCCACUGGACAGAAGGGAAGGACCUUGAUUGGACGAUUGGAGAUGAACUCGUUCGUUUCGCAGUAUGUGGAUAAUUUGGAUCGUCGCAGAUGGUUGGGGGGAAAUGUGGAAAACGAGCAGGAGGGCUUUAUUGUGGUGCCUUCGGGAUCCGAGUCCGGAUCGGAUGCGGACGACGACGAUGAGAAUGACGAGGAAGAUGAAGGGCAAGGGGAUGACAACAGCGAGGGUGGAUUUGACCAAGGAAUCUAUGACGAGAGUAUUGAGGGACUGAGCCACGCACUGAGCCAUGAACUAGAUUUGAAUGAUGAGUUUGGUCAGGGAGCCGUGCGCAGGCCAGGAGGACAGGAGCAGAAGAAUGCCAAGGCCGAUGAUCUGGAGAAGGAGGACCGCGAUGAUGAAGACGACGAGACGCGCGUUGCAAAGGAGCGUCUUGCACUCGGGUCAUUGAAUAUGGACGAUGAUACACCUGAACUGCAGUCCAGGCAUCUCAACGGAAUGUUGUCGAGUCACCCAAGUGAUCGAGUACCCUUUGGGCCAUUGCUGGGACAACUUGGUCAGAGGACGGGGAACAACGCCAUUCUUCGGAACCAGCGGCUCAACGACUAUGGAUCUGAGGAUCGCCCCCAGCAGCAGCAACAACAACAACAACAACAAAAGCAGCAGCAGAAGCAAAAGCAAAGACACAGCCCUAUCCUCUCUCCGAUCUCUUGGCCGGCCAAUGAUCGGGAGUUCAAGCGAAUGUCCAACUCGAAGCUCGUCCUUGAGCGAUCGUUUGACCCCACCGAGCAGGACAUCUUUGAAGAAUACUAG
Linnemannia hyalina is the source of this 5313-nucleotide messenger RNA. The record is from the annotation of a GenBank genome assembly. NCBI's taxonomy places the organism in Eukaryota, Fungi, Mortierellomycota, Mortierellomycetes, Mortierellales, Mortierellaceae.